Notodromas monacha is the source of this 630-nucleotide messenger RNA. The record is from the annotation of a GenBank genome assembly. NCBI's taxonomy places the organism in Eukaryota, Metazoa, Arthropoda, Ostracoda, Podocopida, Cyprididae.
GUUCUACCAAAUUCACUCAGUCUGACUUCGAAACAUUUCUGAGAAAGAUUGAAAUUUUGCAGUGGAUUCCAAAAACAAAAUGCAAGUCCCGAAACAUUUACAAAUUUUGACGUUCUUCGUGCUUUGUCUGGUGUUGAACUACGUUCAAUGCGGAUCAAGAGAAAAGAGUUCCAAGUUCAAUUCAAAUGCCUGGAAAACAGAGGAAAACGCUACGAAAUCAAACCCGAAUGGACUCAGAAAUCCAGAAGCCAGAUUUGCGAUUCUUUUUGCAAAUCCCGAAGGAACGAAUACCCAAAGUGUUGCAGAACUUCAGAGCGUUUUCAGGCAGAUUCCCGGGAAAUUUGCGGGGAUUUUCCCCAUGAAACAGAAAUUCUAUGAUGAAAUUAUUGCAUUAUUCUGUGGACCUAAGCCUGAAGAUGAAAACCCAGCUCCGGCAAAUGAAGGAGAAGAACCUGCUGAAGGCCUUUGAGAAUCGGAAUUUGCAGAAACGCGUUUUUGUUUUGAUUUUCCCUUGAGAAAUAUUCAUACUCUCAUGACAUGAAGAAUGUUACAUGUUAUUGCGUACAUCAGUGAGAAAAAAAAUACUGUAUAUGCCUUUAUUCAGGAAAAAUACAGUGAACAUAGAAAUAA